Messenger RNA from Oldenlandia corymbosa var. corymbosa, 1260 nucleotides. The record is from the annotation of a GenBank genome assembly. NCBI's taxonomy places the organism in Eukaryota, Viridiplantae, Streptophyta, Magnoliopsida, Gentianales, Rubiaceae.
CAUAUAUGAAGCAUGAGACCUGUCAACAAAUUGGCAGUAUUACUCUCUUUUUUCUUUUUCUUUUUUUAAUAAUCCAAAAAACAUACAUAAUGGGCCAACAGCUUUGUUGAAUUUAACUUCUCUAUAUAAGCACAAAUAUAUAUACAUAUGUAAAGCUGUUUUGCUCAUAUUCAGAGUUGGGAAACAAAGAUUGAAGCAAAUACUAACAAUUAUGGCACCAAAAAGCAGUUCCUAUCGAACUUCUGCAACCCCAAUUACGAUGUUUGCUCAUUUGUUGUUCCUCGCAAUUAUCAUCCUUCUCCUUGUUUGGCUACUUCAUUUCAGAGAAGGCCUUUCUUUCACCUCUCAUAACAAGCUCAAGCUUUUCAAUCUGCACCCGUUCUUCAUGGUCAUAGGGUUCAUCUUGAUCUCUGGAGAAGCUAUUAUGGCAUACAAAACCGUGCGAGGAGAAAGGAGGAGACACAAAGCAACUCACAUGAUACUGCAUCUAAUUGCACUUGCUUCAGCCAUCGUUGGGUUAUAUGCAGUUUUCAAGUUUCAUCAUGAUCUUCAUAUCCCUGAUUUGUACUCCUUGCAUUCUUGGUUUGGGAUCUCUGCCGUCAGCUUAUUUUUUCUCCAGUGGAUUUUUGGGUUUUUCACAUAUUGGUGGCCUGCAAGAAGUUCAACAAGGAGAGCAGAUUUUGCCCCGUGGCACGUGCUAUUGGGCCUGGUCAUCUUCUCCAUGGCGAUACUGACUGCCAUCACUGGGCUCAUUGAGAAAUUCACAUUUUUGGGCUUGAGAAAGAAUCAAGAAGCUCUCAUCAUCAAUUUCACUGCUCUGCUUUUGUUUCUGUUUGGAGCAUGUGUCGCCAUUACCGUUCUUCUUCCAAGGUCUUAUUAGAGCACUUAAAAUGACCAGUUCUUCUGGUGCGAAAUGGUAGGAUCUCAUUUGUUGAUACAUAUUUUGUGGAUUUGUAAUUUGUCCCAUUAUUAGAAGUAGUAUUGUAGUCCCAUCUAAACAUUAAUUUAUAGCACUCUUUUUUUUUCUUUUUUUUUUCCGAGGGAAGGCUAGGGUUGUUGCGUCUAGCAUAUUUGAACUCGUGAUCUCUUACGACAUAAACUGUGUUAGGUUAAAUGGUUUGUUCCGUUUCAUGUAGGGAUUAAUUCUUCAAGUUUGUUUACCUGGUUUGUGUGUGGGUAUACCGUAUAUGUAUCCUUCAAUGUAUACGAUUUCUUUCUUUCUUUUUGUUUGGCAACAUUUUUGGUUCUAUUCCAUUAUCG